UGAGGAGCACGUUGGUGGGGCCGGAAGUUCUUGAACAAAGACAAGAGGGGAAAAUCUUGCAGCGCAGCUUGGGUAAGCUCAAGCGGAAACCCUAGGCGGGAAGAAAUCAGGGGCCGAAAGUCUCCUACCCCUAAUCAUCAUCACCCAACAGGUUAGUCUUCCAUUUUACCUACAAUGGCUGACAGUAAUGAAUCAGACAAGAACAUUGAGAUAUGGAAGAUCAAGAAAUUGAUUAAAGCAUUGGAAGCUGCAAGAGGUAAUGGCACCAGCAUGAUUUCUUUAAUAAUGCCUCCUCGUGAUCAAAUAUCCAGAGUCACCAAGAUGUUGGGAGAUGAAUUUGGAACUGCUUCAAACAUCAAAAGCAGGGUGAAUCGACAGUCAGUAUUGGGAGCCAUUACUUCAGCGCAACAGAGGUUGAAGUUAUAUAACAAGGUUCCUCCAAAUGGAUUGGUUCUUUAUACUGGAACUGUUGUCACUGAAGAUGGCAAAGAAAAAAAGGUGACCAUCGAUUUUGAACCUUUCAGGCCUAUUAAUGCGUCCCUUUACCUUUGUGAUAACAAGUUUCACACUGAAGCUUUAAAUGAGCUUUUAGAAUCUGAUGACAAAUUUGGUUUCAUUGUAAUGGAUGGAAAUGGUACCCUUUUUGGGACAUUAAGUGGAAAUACUCGUGAGGUGCUUCAUAAAUUUACCGUUGACCUACCAAAGAAACAUGGUAGAGGAGGACAGUCUGCCUUGCGUUUUGCUCGUCUUCGAAUGGAAAAACGACACAACUAUGUUAGAAAGACUGCAGAACUUGCCACACAGUUUUUCAUUAAUCCUGCCACUAGUCAGCCUAAUGUUGCUGGACUUAUACUUGCAGGUUCUGCUGACUUCAAGACUGAGCUGAGCCAGUCAGAUAUGUUUGACCCUCGUCUAGCGGCAAAAAUAUUGAAUGUGGUUGAUGUUUCAUAUGGUGGGGAAAAUGGUUUUAAUCAAGCUAUUGAGUUAUCUGCCGAGAUUUUGUCAAAUGUGAAGUUCAUACAAGAAAAAAAGUUGAUAGGGAAAUACUUUGAAGAGAUCAGCCAGGAUACUGGUAAAUAUGUCUUUGGGGUUGAUGACACAUUGAAGGCUCUGGAGAUGGGUGCCAUUGAGACGCUUAUAGUAUGGGAAAGUUUGGAUAUCAAUAGGUAUGUGCUGAAAAAUACUAAUACUGGUGAGACUGUCGUAAAGCACUUAAACAAGGAUCAAGAGGCUGAUGAAACCAAUUUCCGGGAUUCAGCCACCUCUGCGGAGUUGGAGACGCAGGACAAGAUGCCUUUGCUGGAGUGGUUUGCCAAUGAGUACAGGCGAUAUGGUUGCUCGCUGGAGUUUGUGACCAAUAAAUCUCAAGAAGGAUCACAGUUUUGCAGAGGGUUUGGUGGCAUCGGAGGUAUCCUUCGCUACCAGCUUGAUCUCAGAUCAUUUGAUGAGUUCUCUGAUGACGGAGAAGUGUAUGAGGAUUCUGAUUAAGCGUCUCCCUCGUAGAGCCUUCCUUCACUUGGUUAUGGAUAAUUGGACGGGGCGUCGUUGCUCUUAUGGCGGAACAUUACCUUCCAUCGCUUGGAUUGUAUGGCUAAGAUGUAGUUAUUUUGCGUUUCAUCCCUAAAAAUGUGCAAGUCAUUUUGGAUAUCCUCUGCUUCAAACGUUUGUUUUGAUUUUCGUUUUUUCUUUUUCUUGGGUUUGUCAGUCAAUGUAAUAUGGCAACUAAAUCGUGAUGUCGGUUGAUUCCUCAAG
This is a messenger RNA of Neltuma alba, 1752 nucleotides long. Its product is annotated as eukaryotic peptide chain release factor subunit 1-3. Gene Ontology annotation, molecular function: translation release factor activity. The transcript is spliced from 2 exons. The record is from RefSeq and is a predicted model, not a curated record. Gene Ontology annotation, biological process: translational termination. NCBI's taxonomy places the organism in Eukaryota, Viridiplantae, Streptophyta, Magnoliopsida, Fabales, Fabaceae. The coding region runs from base 175 to 1488 and encodes 437 amino acids.